AUGCCGGAUGAAGCAGCCGACUCGUUCACAGAUAUGACCGGAGGGGGAGAUGUCUUGCGAAUUCACUUGAACAUACGUGCAAGCACACAAGGGACAGCUUACUCGGUAUAUUUUGCCCAAUACGCGCCAGGGGGACUUGGUCGAUUCCUCGGGCUCGGACAGACCCACAUCGACUCUCUGCAGCAAAUCUUCGUCAAGGCGGAGUCGCUUCAAGACGCCUUCCAGGCUUCUGCGGAAUGCCUGGUAGCUAUCAUCAAACACCAUUGGGAUAGCUUAUCCCCCAAGGAGAUCGCCAAUGUAGUGUGGUACCAUGAUGAAGAUUCAUCCUUCAUCUUCUCCAAAGGCGAGCUUCAGGUAGUAGGAUAUGAAUCCGAAAGACAGGCUUGGGAGGAAGGAUUGUAUGAAGGAGAGAUGCAUAGGUAUCCCGUGGAUAAUCCUGUAGUAAGCGAGAUCAUCGAGAAGAUGAAACUUGUCGGGACAUGGAAAAACAUUGGAGAGAGUGGCAAAAAGACUGGCGACAAUGUUUCCGGAGAGUGA
Cladophialophora bantiana CBS 173.52 is the source of this 537-nucleotide messenger RNA. RefSeq lists its product as uncharacterized. The coding region runs from base 1 to 537 and encodes 178 amino acids. The record is from RefSeq and is a predicted model, not a curated record. Lineage: Eukaryota; Fungi; Ascomycota; Eurotiomycetes; Chaetothyriales; Herpotrichiellaceae. The transcript has a single exon.